Molecule: messenger RNA, 1193 nt
Organism: Neltuma alba
Lineage: Eukaryota; Viridiplantae; Streptophyta; Magnoliopsida; Fabales; Fabaceae
Exons: 3
Coding region: 250-876 (208 amino acids)
Biological process (GO): defense response to other organism
Source: RefSeq, a predicted model, not a curated record
CACACCAUAGAACAGAGAGAUUGAGAGAAUCACAAAGGAGGAAACCCCCACCCCAAUUUCCCACACAAAGACAAAACACACGAAACAGCAUCCAAAGUAACUCCUCCCCAUAUAAUUCAUCCAUGAGCUUAAAAUUCUUAAAAAUCAAAACUUUCUUUCUUCCUUAAAUUCCCCUUUUAUCCUCCCGAGUCCUCUUUCCUUGCAAUAUCCAUAUCUCUGGAAUCACAAGCUUUUUAGGUUCUUUCAGCCAUGGGAGCUUCAAAGGCAAUCCGCUACGUCCUCCUUCGUCCUUUUCAACAGAAAUACCAAAACGACGUCGUUUUAGCCUUCUACACCUCCUCCGCGGCCCGCCGUCAACGCGUCAUUGCCUGGGCCGUCGGAGUCGUCCUACUCCUGGGGCUCGUGUUCAUUUGCUGGCCGUCCGGUCCGGUCCUGAAGAUCGAACGGCUAAAGCUGAACCGGAUCAAGGUGCACACAUUGCCGCGGCUGACGGUGGACAUAUCGAUGUUGGUGAGAGUAAGGGUUCACAACGGCGGCGUGUACUCGAUGACCUACAAGUCGCUGGACGUGGCGGUGGGGUACAGGGGGAAGAAGCUGGGUCACGUGAAGUCGCAGCAUGGUCACGUGAGGGCGAAGGGGUCGUCCUACGUGGACGCCAGGCUGGAGUUCACCGGAAUAAGGGUGUUGUCCGACGUGGUGUUCUUCCUGGAGGACCUGGCUAAAGGCGCUGUCCCUUUUGACACAUCCACGGAGGUUGAGGGCCGCUUGGGCCUCCUUUUCUUUGGUUUUCCUAUGGAGGCCAAACUAUUGUGUGAGGUUUUGAUAAACACAGCAAAUCAGGCAAUUGAACGCCAAAGGUGUCACCGAAAGAGGUGAGUUGAAGGGGCGGAGAGCCUGUGGGCUGCGAAUAGGGCUGAAGCUGGAAGCUUCAACAAGAUGGCUCCGAUGUCUGUAUAUAAGGGAUAUUUAUGCAUCCAUGAUCAUUUGGCAAUGUAAUUGUACGGCUCACAAUAUUUAGUAAUGUAAAUUAUGCACAUAUAUAUUAUUUAUCAUUUGAAAAGAUUAAUUAGAGUGCAUGUAUUAGUGUUUUUUUUUUUGGCCAACGCAUGUGUUAGUUUAUGUUAUGUAUCAAAAUGAACCAGGUUAUAUAUCGACUUAAUUAUAUAUGCUUUACAUUUAUGAAGUCCAAAAUU